AUGACCCGAUCGGCGCUCGCUGCCCUCGCCUCGGCGGACGUUCUUCAGCACAUCGCUGCCUACGUGCGCUGCCCGUACGCCCUCGGCGCCUUCUUACAGCUCGUCCCGUCCGCCGACCUCUCCAUCUCUUUUCGGCAUCUCGCGCGCUUAGCACAGACGAUUGCGCUGCCCCACCUCUGGCCGCGACUUCGAGCCUCGGCGCUAACGUCAUCGACCGAAGUAUCGCUGGCGGCGACGCUCCUGCAGCACGGGAGCACGACUCUGUGCCUCGACGAAUGGCCCAAGGCUGGUGAUAGACUCGCAGCGUCCGCGCCCGCUCUCGCCUGCACCUUCCUCGCGUCCAUGGCCGACGCUGCGGCGUGGACGGGCGCGCGCCUCGUCGAGUGUGCGCUCAUCCUCGCGUCCAGUGACAGCGUCGACGACGUGGCGUCCGUCGCAGCGUGGGUUGUGACGGCGCCACGCUUACGCUGCGUGCAGCUCUCCUAUUACAGCGGUCUCGGCCCCAUCGAAGAGCGUCUCUCGCAGUCGAUCUUUUCGCCCCGCAUCGUCGACAUCUCGCUGCACAACGUCGGGCCCGACGUGCUCCCGUCGCACUGGAUCGCGCGCCUCGUCGACUGGCUCGGAGGCAACCGUGCGACGCGCGUGAGUCUGGCCGAGGUCGUCACUAACGACGGGCCCGAUGUGCUCGUCCUCGCCCGUGCUUUGCACACCUGCACCUCGUUGCGGUCGCUCGAGCUCACGCAUCUCCCAGAGCUUGCGACUGCGUAUCUUGCGGCACCCGUGCCCAGCUCCCUCGUCGAGUUGGCGCUGACGGGCCACGCUCUCCCGAACGGGUGCGCUGCCGCCCUCGUAAGCGCCAACUUGACGCGCCUCAAGCUCCACAUCCACGACGCAGCGGACGAUAUCUUGGCUGCAGUCCUCGCCUCGUGCCCGAGCAUGCUGUCGCUGACCUCCAUCGACGUUGCCUACGAAGCGUUACAUGAGCGUGCACGCGGAGCUCUUGUGCGUACGCUGCCACUCGUCCGAGCGCUGGAUGAGCUCAAGCUCGAGUCGCUACAUGGCCACGACGUGGCUCUCGCUGCAGCACUUGUGCCCGUGCUGCCGCGCUGCCAGUGCUUGCACCGCGUCGCACUCCGAGGUCUCUGGUGGCCACACUCGACGCCGCCUACCCUUGCAGUGGGCUCCUGCCUACGCUACCUGUGCCUGAAAGGAUGCCUGCUUCAGGGCAGCACAGGUAGCAUCGGCGCAGUCCGCGUGUGCUGCACGACGACGAACGGGCCGUGCUGGAUCGACGGCAACUUCGACGCCUACCACAUGGGGACUCUAGAUCAUUGCACGUCCGAGCGCGCGUCCUUUCUCUAG
This is a messenger RNA of Saprolegnia parasitica CBS 223.65, 1362 nucleotides long. RefSeq lists its product as hypothetical. The record is from RefSeq and is a predicted model, not a curated record. The transcript has a single exon. The coding region runs from base 1 to 1362 and encodes 453 amino acids. Lineage: Eukaryota; Oomycota; Saprolegniomycetes; Saprolegniales; Saprolegniaceae.